AUGGGAGGAAUUGGCAAGACAACUCUUGCCCAACUUGCCUAUAAUGAUGAAAAGGUUCAAGCCCAUUUCGACAAUAAAAUAUGGGUCUGUGUGUCAGAUCCUUUUGAUGAGAUCAAAAUUUCCAAAGCCAUCAUUGAUGGUCUGAAAAAAGGGAAUUCCCCAGCUUCAAAUGAGUUGCAAAUUCUCGUGCAAUUUAUACAUGAGUCCGUUAAGGGCAAGAAGGUUUUUCUUGUCCUAGAUGAUGUGUGGAACCAAGACUAUAGAAAGUGGGAACAAUUAAAGCUACCUUUACAAAACGGGGCUGUGGGUAGUAGAAUAUUGGUGACCACACGAAAAGAGGAAGUUGCGAGGAUGGUGGGAGCAUCCACUGAUAUGAUCAAUUUGAAGGUGUUGAGGGAAGAAAAUUGUUGGGUAUUGUUCUAUCACAUUGCACUGGCUGAUAGAGAAAAAAAUGAGUCUAAAGGGUUAGAAUUUAUUGGUAAAGAGAUUGUAAAAAAGUGUAAGGGUCUGCCUCUUGCUGCUAAGGCAUUGGGUGGUCUCAUGGGCUACAAGGAAACGAGGAAACAAUGGGAAGAUGUUUUGAAUAGUAAGAUAUGGAAUGUAGACGAGAUUGAGGAACAAGUUUUCCAACCUCUAUUAUUAAGUCAUUAUGAUUUGGCCCCGGCAAUCAAAAGGACGUGA
Molecule: messenger RNA, 681 nt
Organism: Prunus dulcis (almond)
Lineage: Eukaryota; Viridiplantae; Streptophyta; Magnoliopsida; Rosales; Rosaceae
Product: putative disease resistance protein RGA3
Exons: 1
Coding region: 1-681 (226 amino acids)
Biological process (GO): defense response to other organism
Molecular function (GO): ADP binding
Source: RefSeq, a predicted model, not a curated record